AUGUCCGCCCGUCACUCGCCUGCGGCGUCCCAGAUGCCCCCAGCGCCUCAGGAGGGGGGGGCGCCCGACAGUCGGGCACAGUACUUCCAGCGCCGCCUGCGGCACGAGGUCAACGAGUCCGCCUGGGCCAACGGCACCGUGCCGCUCCAGAAGGAGUACCACUUCAACAACUGGAUGACCCUGCUGUCCCAGCUGCCCCUGCUCCUCUUCACCUUCCUCAACUCCUUCCUGUAUCAGUGGAUCGCGGAGAAAGUGCGCAUCGCCGGCAGCCUGGUCUUCAUCCUAAUCCUCUUCGCCCUCACGGCGGCCCUGGUCAAGGUCCCCAUGGAGCAGGACCAGUUCUUCUCGGUCACCAUGGCGACCAUCUGGUUCAUCAACUCGUUCGGGGCCGUGCUGCAGGGCAGUCUCUUCGGCCUGGUGGGGAUCCUGCCCCAGAGGUACAGCGCCGUCUUCAUGAGCGGACAGGCCCUGGCUGGCACCUUCGCCGCCCUCGCCAUGCUGAUGGCCAUCGCCAGCGAAGCCGAUAGAGAAACCGCGGCUCUGGGCUACUUCAUCACCCCCUGCGUGGGCACGCUGGUCACCUUGGUGAGCUACCUGGCGCUGCCACACCUGGAGUUCGCCCGGUUCUACUUCAGCGCCGGCGGGCCGAAGACCUAUGAGCUGGAGAGCAACGACGAGCUGCUGCGCACAGAAAACGGUCCGACGGAGAACGGGAAGCCGAACGGCCAGGCCCGCCUCGCCCUGGAGAACGGCCCCCCCAGCCCGGCCAAGAAGUCUUCGGUCAUCCAGGUUUUCAAGAAGAUCAAGGUGAUGGCGCUGUGCGUGACCCUCGUCUUCACCAUCACGCUGUCCGUGUUCCCCGCCGUCACCGCCGACGUCAAGACCCUGUACCCCGGGAAGUGGGAGGCCUACUUCAUCCCCGUCUGCUGUUUCCUCACCUUCAACCUGAUGGACUGGAUCGGCCGGAGCAUUCCCAGCGUCGUCCAGUGGCCCCCCAAGGAGAGUCGGCUGUUCCCGGCGCUGGUGGCGGCGCGCCUGCUGUUCGUCCCCCUGCUCGUGCUGUGCAACGUGCAGGCCCGCGCCCGCCUGCCCGUGUGGUUCGCCCACGACGCCCUCUUCACCGCCAUCAUGGUCCUCUUCUCCCUCUCCAACGGCUACUGCGUCUGCCUGUCCAUGUCCUACGCGCCCCAGGACGCCGAAACCGCGGGGGCGCUCAUGACCUUCUUCCUGGCCCUGGGUCUGUCCCUGGGGGCCGCCCUGUCCUUCCCCCUCCGCUUCCUGGUGUAGGAGGGGGGGGGUAGUGGCCCCCCCACAUGCGCGCCUGCUGAGGAUGGCACGACCAGACAGAGCGAGGAGAAGGUAGCAGGAUCUGAACAGGGGGGCCCUCUCGCCCUGCCACGGACCCCACAGAGACGAACCCCUGGCCUGGCCUGGCAGCCCGAGUUUCCUUCUGUUCACAAAGACACCCCUGUUGUUGUUGUUGUUGUUUUUUUAUUAUCUUAGAUGAGAGGGGGCACUGCCCAUAGCAGGCCUUCCUUUGUCAUUUAUUUAUGAUUUUUAAUGCCUUUUAUGAGUUUUAUUGUGUUCGCUAUAGAAGGGCACUCUUUCUCCUUUGUUUCGACAUCGUCUGCGAGAGCAGGAGGCCAGGUGUUGAGGUUCGUGGUCCGAUUCUCCUAGGGGCUGGGCCCGUCUCUUGUUCCCGUCCCGUACGAGACUCCUGCUGCUGCUCUUGCCUAGUUUUGACCUUUGACUUCUGCGCGGCCAGAUCGCUAGGAUUUUUUUUUAUAGCUGUCGCUCCCGGCCUGCUUCCUUCGAGCCCGGGUCCAGGCGGCGCUCGCCAGGCCGGAGUCACGAGCGAGUGAGCAGCGAGGCUCUUGGGAGGGGCCGACCGCGCUAUCCCAGCAGGCCCCCGGGCUGGACGCCGGCCUAGCCUGCCCCUGGACACCUGUUGCGAGGUCUUUGGGGGUCCAGUACCUCCCCUGUGCCAAGAGCGCAGCUGCAGGAGAAUCUCUCUUUAGUGUUUUUGUCGGUCAGCGGCGGGCUUCGCUGGUGGGGUCCCCCCCCUGUUACUGGUCUCCCCAAAGCUUGGAUCUUCUCGGUUCUUUUUUUUUAGUUUUUUUUAGUUGUUUUUAAAACCCAGCUCAGGAGGGGCAGUCGUGUGUUUUCUCGCUCAGGGGACUCGGCGUCCGGAUUUAAGGGAAUUUAGUUGUGGGGAUGGGAAAGGCAGCUAAGGUAUAAGGUCAGGAAACAGAUCAAGGUCUCUAAAGGAAGAGGCUACAGCAAUCUGGAGGAGAAACCAAGACUUUUUUUUUUUUAACCCGUUAAUUUAUUAAGUGUCGAUACGGGUGCAGUACAAGAGAACUUUAUCGGUGGAGAGGGCGAAAAAGGGAAACUCCCUGGCCAGUGAAAAUGUCUUCCCCCCCAGUUCAUGGCUUCGGGAGGAUCAGGGCAGAGUUUCUGGAAAUCUGUGAUUUAGGUCAGAUUUGUUUUUGUUUUUUUAAACCCAGGCUGACUUUAUGUGCAGUUGUUUGAUUUUUUUUUAAGUGGCUGAUGAGAGCUGCCGACUCAUUAAAUCCGCCCCCUCCCUCACUUGCUCUUUCACGCUUGUGUGACUCGGUGUCCCUCUCUUUUUUUUGAAGUUCGGAGCGGCACCUUACGCCCCGCUGCGGUUUCGGGGGGGCGCUAGUCCAUCACAGAGCACGCGCACAGACCCACUCGUUCAGGGCCAGUGUUCCCAGAUCCCAGUCAACCUCCCAGCCUGACUUGGACUGCGGGAGGAAACCCACGUGAACGAGGGGGGGAACAUGCAAACUCCACCCAGACAGCACACCGGGUCUGGACUUGAACCCAGGGCCCCAGCACUGACCUGCGCGCCAGGGUGGGGCCCGGAUCCACGACCUGUGCUUUUUGAUACUUCUUAAUAAGACGUAGGGCCCCCCUCCUCCCCCGGUUUGAUUCAGGUCCUGAGGCGCCAGUCUGGGUGGAGUUUGCAUGCUGUCCCUGCCUGUCCCGGAGGCUCUGGAGGACCUUGCCGUCUCCGUCCUGGGGUAGCGCACUCCUGUGCACCUGGGAUGGGCUCUGCGCCCCUUUCCCAGGGAUAACCAGCUUUCCGAUGAUGGAUGGAAAAUAGUUGAGCCCAAGGAACAUUUUUGGAUAGUGCCUGCUACAGCACCCUAACAACGGCCUUGGAACCAGCAGUUUUUUUUUCCCCUAAUCCUCCAUUAGUUUGUGGAUCUUGGGGGGGGGGGGGGGGGUAGAUUCGGUCACUCGCGCACGCCCGUGUUUUCGUUGACUGGAUGGACCCCCCGCUCUCGGAAACGAAGGCCCGGAUCCCGUUUUGAAUCGGUCCCGGUGCGACACUAAAGGAUAUACAGCUCUAGCCAGUACUGGGCACAGAGAGCUGUGGACAGCCCCAGUAAGGUCAAACUGGACUCAUCAACCUCUUCUGCAUCUGCUGCUGUGGACAAUUGGAGAGAGACCCCGAAAACGCGCUGGGUUCUGGCUUAGCCGCCGUGGAUCAGGACGGUUGGGGUAUCUCGGUUCUGGCGUCUCGAAAGAGUUGGGGGUUUCUUCAGUGAACUUUAUUGAAAAGGGACUGGAGUUGGAGCGAUCGGGAUUUGAGUUAAAUGCUCGGGCUCGUGCCGAAGCAUUUGAAAUCCCAAGCUCCCAGCGGGGCUCUCUGAAGCGGGGAAGCCCGAUCGGAACUGCGAGAAGAUGUACAUUCUGCUGGGAAAGCAGGCCGUGUUCCUUGGAUUUGAAUGUGUCAGUGGACUGUUGAUGUUACUGUGUUAAAAAAAGCUGGUAAAGUUAUCUUGGUCCACGAAAGGUCUCCGCUCCAGUAUUUUGUUUCGACUCCAUCUUAGAUGUAACUAUGCAGUUUGUCUUCAAACUCUCUAGUGGGGGGGUAGCUGCCCUGAAAUUGUGGGGUGGGGGAGGUUGCCAUUGUCUGAUACGUGACUCAAUGUGUUACGUUUUCCAAGUUUAUUCAACACUGUCGCUCUCCAGAGCGAGGAAGACGCUCCCCUAAGCAGAGAGAGAGACUCCAGCUGUGGGUCCUGAAGGGCCCGAUCCAGCCGGGUUUGUAGGACGAUGCGUUGCUGAAGCCUACAGCCCCUACGAUUAAGCCCGUUUAUUCAACUUGGUCAUUUAGAGAUCAUGCUGGACAGAAUUCCUCAUCCCCUUCGGUCUGUAAAGGUUCAUGCUUGUUUUAGGGCGGCCUUUUACACAGCAUUGACUGGACUGGGGCUCCUCAGGACCAAGGCUGGGGGACCCCUGAUUCAGGGUGACCUGUAAGGGUAACUGGACUGGGUCUCCCCAAGACCAGGGCUGGGGGACCCCUGAUUCAGGGUGACCUGUAAAACUGACUGGACUGGGGCUCCCCAAGACCAGACCAGGAGACCCCUGAUUCAGGGUGACCUGUAAGACUGACUGGACUGGGUCUCCCCAGGAGCAGGGCUGGGGGACCCCUGAUUCAGGGGGACCUGUAAGACACUGGACUGGGGCUCCCCAGCUGGGGAAACGCAGGGAUACCGGAGAGCCCCAGAGAGGUAGCGCUGUUUGGGCGAUGCCCUUCUCAGGCUGGUGGGAAGAUGGGGGGGCCAUUUCUAAGCAAUAAGGGAAAACGUACCGAGAGCAACAGAAAGGGAGCCUGUUGGUCUGCAGUGAUUCUGUGUCCAGGUGCGUUUGAUGCCCAUGACGCACGUUUUGUCCGCGGGCCUGUGCGACUGGGACUGCUGUUGCCUUUGGUUUCGAGGACUGUGCUGGAGAGGGAGAAUUUGCGGUAGUUCCUCAUCAUGUUCACUGUCUGCUACAAUAAAGUGUUUUUCUGAA
Lepisosteus oculatus (spotted gar) is the source of this 4830-nucleotide messenger RNA. The record is from RefSeq and is a predicted model, not a curated record. NCBI's taxonomy places the organism in Eukaryota, Metazoa, Chordata, Actinopteri, Semionotiformes, Lepisosteidae.